UUUUUUUAUAAACAUUUAUCAUUCGGAGUAGUAUUUAUUUUUUUUUUACAACUUAUAAAAAUCAAACGAUGGUGAGAAAAUCAACGCUAGUUUAUGAUUUACUAAGAAAUGACCGCCGGAAUGGCGGGUUUUCCCCAAACGAAAUUGUCGAGCGCGUAAGUCAGGACCACAAUAUUCUCCCCGGCAAGGCUUUGAAGAAACAAAUUUCCGUGGCGCUUAGAAGGGGGAUCGAUUUUGGUAUUUUAAAGAGGGAAAACAACAGAUACAGAUUUGAUUUGGGAAUCUCCAGCAAAUCCCAAGGCGGUCAAACUUCAAUCGCAGCUUCCACAAGAAGAAGACCUCGCGUUGUCAAAAAACCGCGACCUGCAAGCGCGAAGCCUCGCCGAAAAAGGAACCCACCUGCGAAGAAACACCCCCAAGAAGACAGAGUGAUCCCCCGACCGAGAAUCCCUCACCCGCCGCCCACUUGGGCCCAAAAGAAGAGAAAUUUGCGCGAAGAACCGAUACCCAAGUACAUCAGACAUCCUUCGACCUCCUCUCGUCUAUAAUUCACCUUUUGUGUUCUUCUAGACUGAUCUGGAAGUCUAGAAAUGCUAUUAUUU
Messenger RNA from Cotesia glomerata, 602 nucleotides. RefSeq lists its product as uncharacterized. Bases 69 to 548 code for a protein of 159 amino acids. Lineage: Eukaryota; Metazoa; Arthropoda; Insecta; Hymenoptera; Braconidae. The record is from RefSeq and is a predicted model, not a curated record. The transcript has 2 exons.